Dermochelys coriacea (leatherback sea turtle) is the source of this 1494-nucleotide messenger RNA. It is a transcript of the gene CSRP2, whose product is annotated as cysteine and glycine rich protein 2. The coding region runs from base 673 to 1257 and encodes 194 amino acids. Gene Ontology annotation, biological process: sarcomere organization; muscle tissue development. Gene Ontology annotation, cellular component: nucleus; cytoplasm; Z disc. The transcript has 6 exons. Gene Ontology annotation, molecular function: actinin binding; structural constituent of muscle. Lineage: Eukaryota; Metazoa; Chordata; Testudines; Dermochelyidae. The record is from RefSeq and is a predicted model, not a curated record.
GACUGUCUGGAAAAUUACAUCUAAUGAACAGUCUCGUUUAAGAAACACAAUCCGGUUGUCCCAAGGGCCUCCCAGUGUCUACCUUAACUGUAGUGCUCUUCUGCUUAAAUUGGAAUUUUUUUUUCAGCAGUUAGCUUUUUGGCAUUCAUAUAAGUGCCAUCCUGCAGCACUAGUUUUCCUUUCUAUAGCUGUAGGGGGUGGAGUCUCUCACUGGUUUGAUACUUAAAUAUUUGCUAGUAAAGUGCAAUAAUGACGGUGUUCCUAAAUUUAAUGCAGUUUAGUACGUGACAAGAAAUAAUGCUACAUGCUUGUGGUUGUCAGCCAUUUUCUUUCACAAAAUUACUACUUUCUGUUUGGGCUCACUGCACAUGCCUGCCUGGUGAAGGUGAGAUUUUUAUGUCACUAGCACAAGGAUGCCUCAGAAAUGAUCCCCAUUAACCGCUAAAUUUCAGACACUAGUUCAGAAAAACACUAUUCUUAGCAUAGCAAAUUGCUCUCCAGUUAGGCAAACCUUAUGGUUUAUGCCAUUUUCCAAGGCAUAGACUCUGCAGAAAAACAAAAUCCCUUUGUUGGCACAAUUGGUUGGCUUCCAUCAGAAGAGAGAAACCAGAUUAAUGAAGCAUAGAAACUGAAAUUACAUCCGUCUGGGAGGGUGUUCAUUCAAGAGUCAGGAUGCCAAACUGGGGAGGAGGUAACAAGUGCGGUGCCUGUGGACGAACAGUCUACCAUGCUGAAGAGGUUCAGUGUGAUGGGAGGAGCUUCCACAGAUGCUGCUUUCUCUGCAUGGUUUGUCGGAAAAACUUAGACAGCACAACUGUAGCAAUUCAUGACGAUGAGGUUUACUGCAAGUCCUGCUAUGGAAAAAAGUAUGGUCCUAAAGGUUAUGGCUAUGGCCAAGGAGCAGGCACGCUCAACAUGGACAGAGGUGAGAGACUGGGCAUCAAGCAUGACAACACACCAUCUCCUCACCGACCUACAACAAGUCCAAAUACUUCAAAGUUUGCUCAGAAAUUUGGAGGUGCAGAGAAAUGCUCUCGAUGUGGUGAUUCUGUUUAUGCUGCUGAGAAAGUAAUAGGAGCUGGAAAGCCUUGGCAUAAAAACUGUUUUCGAUGUGCCAAGUGUGGGAAGAGUCUAGAAUCCACAACCCUGACCGAGAAAGAAGGUGAAAUUUACUGUAAAGGCUGCUAUGCAAAGAACUUUGGCCCCAAAGGAUUUGGAUAUGGACAGGGAGCAGGUGCCCUUGUUCAUGCUCAGUGAAAGAGUAAAAUCCAAGACUGAUCAUGAUUCACAGAGACUCUUCCUCUGCAACAAGGCACAGCUUAAGUGUUACUAGUUACUGUGAAACUGACACUAGUGUAUUAUAAUAUUGCUUAGAUCAAGCUUUUAUCAAAUACUAAAGCACUAUAUAUUUCUCUAUUUUUCUUGUGGACCACAUGUUAAUGAACACUAUAUUAGCACUGUCAUUCCACUUCAAUAAAGCUUUGCAUAUUGUGA